UAUAACACAGGCGGGUUGAGUCUCGCAGUGCACACAGACCUCACGGUCUGACAUACUGUCUUCUGUGACUGCAACUGGCAGUCCUGGAGUCUACUGAAGACACGGCUAUUGCAACUCGUUCAAGCAAAAUGUCUUUACAAGGUUCAGGUGUGCUUAUUAAGCAGGGCCAACCAGAACAUAACAUGGAGUCAGACAAAGAGGCAGAACGAGAACUACCUGACACAAGUAACGACUGUACACCGGUUAUGAAGACUGUGUGCUCUUAUUAUUUGGAAGGAAAGUGUAGAUUUGGUGAAGAUUGCUUCAAUUUACACCCUGCUAACGUCAUAGUGCAAGAUGCUGACUUGAAGAAGGAUAAAAAUCAAAAUAAAAUGACACGGAGAAAAGUACCACCUGAAGAGAAGACAGAGGAAAAGAAACCAUCCAUGAAGACAGCAGGAGAUGUAAGGAAGAGAAUUCAAUGGGACCCAGAGCUUCGAAAGGAAUACUUCACAGUUGGAUAUUUAGACAGGUUCAGUGGUGUUGUGGAGAAACCUUUCACUUCAUUUUCCUGGGAACAUUUAAGCAUGGUGGACCUGGAGCAGCUGGCGGUGCCACAACACCGGAUCCAGUAUUAUAAGUACAAGGGUACCAAAGUUUGGGACAAGAAUGAGCGGCUUGAUUGUGUGUUCGGCAGUGCAGGUAGUGACAUCACUAUUCAACAAAUUAUUCGAGAAACUGAUGCAGAAAUAGAGAAAAAUACGGCGAGUUUCGACCCUGACGAUGACUCUGAUUCUGACGAUGAACUGGUGGUGGUAGGAGGAGAAUCAGUCUCAAACAAAGGAAUAAUAUUGAAUAUUCGUUCUAGAGAAACACAGAGGGAACUGCUCCGUGCCACACACUUUUUCUGCAUUAGGAUAAAAAGCGCCGAAAUUAAAGCAAGAAUAUCGAAAGUGCAGGAACAUGUAGUGCAGGAGGAACCUGUCCUCCGCAGCUGUACUAUGCCUAGUGACCUCCUACAUGUCACUCUAGCAAUGAUUAAAAUUGAAACUCCAGAAGCCAUGUCUGAUAUAAUCGAUAUGUUGCGAAAUUUGCACAUUAAAAUCAAGGAUCUUUUUGGAGAGUCAGAAGAAAGCGACGUGAGCGCAGAUCGUGUCAUCAAGGCUCGAGGAUUGUCCACUUUCGGCGCCAGAGUGUUGUAUACCAAACUUGAAGUUCCUUCUUCCUUCACUACCAUCGUGGACAUGUUGUACGAGGCUGUGCACAACAUCAAUGGUAUCACAGUCACCAAUAACUUUGACUUCGUACCCCACAUGACAUUACUUAAGGUGAACAGACCAACAGCUCGAGAACGUCGAUCAAAGUACAUCAAUUCUUCACUCUACAGUGAUUAUUUGGAUUAUGAAUUUGGCACCAUCCAGUUUAAUAAUAUCAACUUAUGUGUUAUUAAUGACGUAAGAGGCCACGAUGGCUUUUAUGUCACAUGUCAAAGUAUUGAGUUUUAAGUUUUACUCGACAGCGAAUAACCCAUACAGUAUAAUUUAAGUUUUAUAAAGGCAGCCGUUGUUUAGUGUACACAGUAAUUAAUCCCGUCCAAAUAUCAGGGUUAAAUCUUCAUCUACAGCAAUCUCGGUAUGAUUUUUCGUUUGCGACAUAAAUACACACUACCUUUAAAUACUUUUUAAAAAUUAAGAAAUAAUUUACAAAGUUAUUCCCAAUGGAAUAUUAAGAAAUUUUUUUUUUAAAUUUUCGUACUUUUGCUAUCACUAAUUAAAUCAGACAGCACACAAAUUGGAAAGCAAACUAUGACUUAUUUUGGUUGUCUUAAUUAUUGCAACACAAUGGUUUUGUGAUAUUAAUCUUCGAGGUUGGUAGCCAUACUGUAACUAAGCCAGACUUAAAAUAUUAUUAUAUUUCAUAUAUAAUGAAUCCACAACUUUUUAUCUUUGUAAAAGUCUAUCUUUCUCUCUGUUGAAUUUUCACCGCUUCCUGAUGUUUCAAAUAUAUUUGUUCAAUAUGGAUUAUUCCCAGCCUCUUCUGUUGCAUUUACAAUUAUGCAGCUCAGUAUUUCUGACCUCAGUUCUUCGUAAAAUGUUGAACUGUGAAUACUGAAUAUACAUUUGUACAUAUGUAUACAGUGUAUAUACUGUAAUAUAAAAAUAUUGAAUUCAUGUAUUAAUCACUCAGAAUGUUAAUGGUUUCCAUGUCAUAUGUCCCUGUAUUAUAUAUAAAUAUUAAAUAAACAGUGUUAACUUUCUUUUGAUGUAUUUAUUAUUAUUUGUUGUAUUUAUUGUUACAUGAUUGGUAAAUAUUUGAACAUA
Cherax quadricarinatus is the source of this 2300-nucleotide messenger RNA. Its product is annotated as leukocyte receptor cluster member 9. The record is from RefSeq and is a predicted model, not a curated record. Lineage: Eukaryota; Metazoa; Arthropoda; Malacostraca; Decapoda; Parastacidae. Gene Ontology annotation, molecular function: metal ion binding.